UCAGAAGCCCUCGCGUUUCGGAGCCUCCUCAGCUGGCAGUUAACACCGCGCCUGAGUCCUGCUGACCGCCCACGUCCAUCUCCGGCGGCACCAUGGGGGCCGUGCUGGGCAUCUUCUCCCUCGCCAGCUGGGUGCCAUGCCUCUGCGGUAGUGCGUCAUGUUUGCUGUGUGGCUGCUGCCCCAGUAGGAAGAAUUCUACUCUGACCCGCGUCACCUAUGCCAUCAUUCUCCUCCUGGGCACUGUUGUCUCCUGGAUCAUGCUGACUGAAUGGAUGGAAACGCAUCUGAAGAAAAUUCCUGGAUUCUGUGACGGUAGCUUUAAAAUCAAGACGACUGAUGCCACCCAGGAGGAGAAGGACUGUAGCGUGCUGGUCAGCUACAAAGCUGUGUACCGGGUCAGCUUUGCCCUGGCCAUCUUUUUCUUCAGCUUCUUUCUGCUCACGUUCAAUGUAAGGACGAGCAAAGACCCUCGAGCGUGGGUGCACAAUGGGUUUUGGUUCUUCAAAAUCGCCGCCCUUAUUGGGGUCAUGGUUGGGUCUUUCUACAUUCCUGGCGGUCAUUUCACCACAGCCUGGUUCAUUAUUGGCAUGGCGGGGGCCUUCGUCUUCAUCCUUAUCCAGCUGAUGCUGUUGGUGGAUUGUGUUCACUCUUGGAAUGAGAGUUGGGUCAAUAAAAUGGAAGAAGGAAACCCAAGGUGCUGGUAUGCCGCUUUAUUGUCUGCCACCAGCUUCCUUUACCUCCUGUCGUUCGUCUUUGUUGUGCUGUUCUACGUUUACUUCACCAAGCCGGAUGGCUGCACGGAAAACAAGUGCUUCAUCACCAUUAAUCUGGUCCUGUGCAUUGUGGUUUCUGUCAUAUCCAUUCAUCCGAAAGUCCAGGAACACCAGCCUCAUUCUGGCCUCCUGCAGUCCUCCUCCAUCACCCUCUACACCAUGUUCCUCACCUUGUCAGCCAUGUCCAGUGAACCUGACGAUUCCUGCAAACCCAGCCUGCUGAGCAUCAUCACACACAUCACUGCGUCAGCCUCGGCCCCUGGGAAUUCAUCUACUCCAAGCCCUACAGUUGCUCCAUUAGCAAAUAGUGGGCCUUACCUGGAUAUCCAGAGCUGCAUGGGGCUGGGAGUCUCUGUUAUCUGCAUUGUGUAUUCUAGCAUUCGCAAUUCCAGUAAAAGCCAAGUGAGCAAGUUGACUUUGUCUGGGAGUGACAGCGUGAUCCUCAAUGACACAGCUGCCAGUGGUGGCAACGAUGAAGAAGAUGGACACCCUCGGCGAGCUGUGGACAAUGAAAAGGAGGGAGUGCAGUACAGCUACUCUUUCUUCCACCUCAUGCUCUGCUUGGCCUCCCUGCACAUCAUGAUGACCCUGACCAACUGGUACAGCCCGGAUGCGGAGUUCCAAACCAUGACCAGCAAGUGGCCAGCGGUGUGGGUCAAGAUCAGCUCCAGCUGGGUCUGCCUCUUCCUGUACACCUGGAGCCUUGUGGCUCCCCUCGUCCUCACCGGUCGGGACUUCAGCUGAACCUGAGUGCCACCAAGACCCCUGCGAUUCAUAAAGGUCUCCUGCUGAAAGCUCAUGUCCCUUUUAUCGUUGCUUCAGUGACAAGAUUCAGUGACUAUGUCCCCGUUUACGUCAGAUGGCAAGAUGGAGUAGUGCUUGAUCCGGGAUCUUAGCUUUUCACUGCGUUGUACAGUGUGUCUGUUUGUAAGGCUAUUGUACAGAAAGAAAGGUUUUGCAUUUUAACAUGAACUGCAGCUGUGCUGUGAAGAGAGUUCUUUAUUCUAGAUCUGUAGGUUUCCUACUGCUAUGAUUUCAAAUGUAAGAUAGACAAAUAUUGGGUAUUUGAGGCUAUCAGUAAUAUAUUUCUAUGGUAGUACCCUUCAGAAAGCAUUUAUCUGGCACGUGUUCUCUGAAAGCUCUCCCUGCGUACACUUGGGAGUGUGAGGGCAGGAGAGCUCCCCUGUCCCCAAAAGAGCGGUUGCCAGGUGGCUGCUACUUUACAUUUUGAGUCUUUAAUUUAGAAAAAAACAAAAAACACUGUGGCAUCGGUGCUGCUUGAUUUGAGUUCAUGGCUUUGCUAAGUAUGCUCCUGUCCCCAGACACUUUGUGGGCGGGUUAGUGAAGAGCUCCCUGGGAAAGCAUUGCACUGCCAGUCUGUAAUUCUUUGGUUAUGAGUCUGUAAAAAUCAAAUGCAUGUGGAUUUACUACAUUUGCACUCUAAAGAUAUUUGAUUAAAAUGGAAAGACUUUAAGCUUAAAGCCCCUUUUUUAAGUAGGUUUUUGGAAUCAGUAGCCAUUGUGUAUUGAUGGGAUUGUAAGGGACAGGAGGGUUGUUGAGCGCCUAGCCAGUCGGUCCAUUCUGUCUGCCGUGGAAGAGCUGCUUUGUAAGUAACAUGGGCGUCACCGAAAGUUGCACUCACUGUUGUCUUGGUGGAUGAGAAGCGAGAGGGACCGUCAUGAAACUCAUCUGCGAAGGGCAGCGUGCCUUGCUGCUCUCUAGACAAAAAGACUACUUGGGUGUCUUCCCUGCAUCAGGCACGGUGAGGCUCUGAGGGUAGCACACACGGCACCGUCUGCCAUGUUGGACUGAGAGUGCCGAGCAGACAUGAGAGGAGACAGUGUGGUGGCAUUCAUGUGAGGGUUUAGAAAUGAAAGUCUGUAGACUUAAAGACUGAGAGGUGCCUAGUCUGUCACGGUAAGCUUCCUGCAGGAGGGACCUCAAAAGCAAGAACGGUUACAAAUUGGGGGUGGGAAUGUGUCGGACGGGCAGGUGAAGCUGGGUGUGUAAGGCAGGGCAAUUGGGGGCGGGGGUUAGUAUAGCUAGAACGGGGAAGUGGGCAGAGACCAGAUUAUGGAGGGAUUUUAAAACCACACUUGAGUGUAGACCUUGUGUGACCGGCCAAAGGGAGCAUACUCAAAGUCGGCAAUUGAUCAGAUGCAUGGGGGGAGGUCGAUUAGGGGGUGAUGCUGGGCUAAGCGCCUAGGCAGUCGGUGUUCCGUUUAUUUAGGAGCAGAAGGACACUCGGGUGGCGGCGGUCUUAAGAGUGGUAUAGCAGGGACUGCAUCCAGCGUACCCAAUGUCUGGCUGUUGGACUGGCCGGCUGAUAUUUAUUGAGUGCCCACUGCUUGGGCUUGAACCUCGGUGUUGCCUUCAUUUGUACAAUCGAUGGCUUCGAGCCCUGUUUCCUGAAGUUGGUGAUCUCAUUCCCUGGGGGACACUGGACUGAUUGGGUGGGUGGGGGGGGUGCUACAGAAGCAGAUGCCGACACCAUCCUGGAUUACAGGCUCGAGCACAGAAGUGUUUCAUUGCAGACUGAAUCGUCUUUUUUGUUUCUUUAACCUAAAGUUAAAGGACGUUUGGUAAGCCUACGGGAACCUAUGGCUUUGAGUAAAUUUGCCAAGUGGGUCACACUAAGCAUUCUGGCGAGGCUGCUCUUCUCAAUAUUUGCAAAAAUGAGACACGACAGUAUUAAAGGGCAAAGAUGUUUGGCCAGACUUGGAUGGAGCCUAUAGUCAAGCUGUUCCUCAGAGAACUGAAGAGGUGGGAGGUGGGACAGGGCCGAGAGCAGGCAGGAGUGGGUCAGGGCCUGAGAAGCAGGGCUUAAUAAUGCAUUGCUGGAACCAAGUUUUUGAAGCCAGUAAAUGGUGUCAGGGUCCAGAGUGGAAGCAUCACAACAUUUGCGGGGCUGGCCGCAACUGGAGCUCUGCAUUGACCCCUGUGGACCCAGAGGCCCCCUCUCCUCAGCAGCAGGACCAGUCAGGUGAAGACUUUACAAGUCCUCAGCUACAAGACACAUAGUACUUCCACCCUGCACCCCCAGCUUCCUGUAACUCAAAAUUAAUGUAAUUCUAACCUGUAAAAUACAUGUAAUAAAAACCUGAAUAAAGUGUU
Molecule: messenger RNA, 3887 nt
Organism: Echinops telfairi (small Madagascar hedgehog)
Lineage: Eukaryota; Metazoa; Chordata; Mammalia; Afrosoricida; Tenrecidae
Gene: SERINC3
Product: serine incorporator 3
Exons: 10
Coding region: 93-1517 (474 amino acids)
Cellular component (GO): membrane
Source: RefSeq, a predicted model, not a curated record